AUGAUACAUAAAAGAAUAGGUCUACAAAAUACAGUAUUAUUGACGGGCAAGGAUUUUAAGCUUUACACACCUUUAUCUUUUACUCUUGCAAGUACUCAAUUAACUGGACUACAUCAUAUAAUCUUACACAAUUUCUUAGUAUUUCAUCCCUAUCAAUUGGGACUUUCACAAGCACCACCCAAACCUCGUAUAUCUAGUCCUUUGCGUAUUGAAAAACAAUUAAAGAAGCCACCCCACUCUGAGUCCUUACUCUCAAGGCAUCAAUACAAGAAACCGGAUAGAAUACAGAGUUCCUUGAGCCCCUACAAGACCUGGUUACCAAAGCCCACAGAGUCGCUAUACAUACCUACGCACUUCUCAGAUAUGAAAAUCAAUGGUGCAUUAAUUAGAUGUCUACUUUGUAAGCAUGAAUCUGGUCUUUGUUUGUUUGAUACACUUAGUAUUUCCAAGCACUAUCUUUCGUGCUCUCGGCUUUACCUUUAA
Phycomyces blakesleeanus NRRL 1555(-) is the source of this 483-nucleotide messenger RNA. RefSeq lists its product as hypothetical. The record is from RefSeq and is a predicted model, not a curated record. NCBI's taxonomy places the organism in Eukaryota, Fungi, Mucoromycota, Mucoromycetes, Mucorales, Phycomycetaceae. Bases 1 to 483 code for a protein of 160 amino acids. The transcript is spliced from 2 exons.